AUGUUGUUUAAGAAAUAUGAUAAUAGCAAUGUAUUUCAGAAAAGUACCGAUAGAUCAUUGACACAUGAAAUGCGCGUUGAUUUUCUAAAUAAAAAGUGUUCAACAAAUGGACAACUACAAUCGUUCGUACAUAUGAAAAAAUAUUAUACUCUUAAUCAUCUUGUAUUUACAUUACGUAGUAAAAACUUAUUCUAUUGUUCUGUGCCAAAAGUAGCCACCAAGACGCUACUGAAUUUGUUUACCUAUCUGCACACAGAAGAACUUAUUGCCUAUAUUAGCAAUAGUUCUACAAUCCAGAAUGAAUUAAUCAAGAAUGAAUUUCCAAAACAGCGAUCAUUGUUCAAUUCACGUUUUUUACAAAACAAGUUGACAUUAAAUAGUGUCACGAACAACGAUAAUGGACAGAAUGUUCAGCUGCGUGUGUUGAAUGCAUUUAAACAAAAUUUACUAAAUUAUUCUAAGGAACCGGAAGAUUUAUGGCAUUUGCAUCAGAAAAAGGUAUUACCACUUAUUAAACUUGAAAGUAUCGAUGAUCUUCACAUAACAAAUUUCAUUAACGCUGCUACGAAAGUACUGUUUGUUCGUCAUCCAUUUAACCGUUUAGCAUCCGCUUAUUAUGAUAAAAUAGCUACAUUGAGAAUUCCACCAGUUCAAGAUGCAAGGAAUAUUCAGGUAUCCCUGUAUGAUGAUAUACGUCGAGCAAUAUGUCGAAAAUUUGCUCAACAAUAUUUAAGUAUAAAUGAGUUAACAUAUUACCAUGGUCAAUAUCGGUGGGUACGUCCUCAAUCUAAAAUUAAUAAGUUCGAUGAGCCAUGUAGAACUGUUAUACCAAGAUUUGAACAUUUCGUUGAGUAUAUUCUCGAUUAUCAUUCCAUUGGACAGUUAGAUGUUCAUUGGGCUCCAUAUUAUCAUCUUUGCAAAGUAUGUACAUUAAAAUAUAAUUUUAUUGGAAAAUAUGAAACGAUUGCAGAUGAUAUUCAGUUGUUACUCAAAUUAGUGGGAACAAACUCACAAGAAUGGCAAAUGAAAAUGAUCAGUAGUAAUAGAUCAACGGUGAUAAAAGAUAAAGUGUACAAAAAACUAUAUGAAACUCUUCCAGAACAUCUUAUAUGUAAACUUCAGCAGACUUAUUCAAAAGAUUUGAGUUUGUUUAAUUAUAAUAUUGAAGAUUACGUGGAUCGAGCGAAACUGUCAAAUUGCCAGAUGCGCUAUCAGUCUAAGAAUUAUACUGGGACGUUUCAGGCUUGA
Messenger RNA from Didymodactylos carnosus, 1248 nucleotides. NCBI's taxonomy places the organism in Eukaryota, Metazoa, Rotifera, Eurotatoria, Philodinida, Philodinidae. The record is from the annotation of a GenBank genome assembly.